Messenger RNA from Alligator mississippiensis (American alligator), 8237 nucleotides. RefSeq names its product ciliary rootlet coiled-coil, rootletin family member 2 (gene CROCC2). The record is from RefSeq and is a predicted model, not a curated record. Bases 34 to 6102 code for a protein of 2022 amino acids. Lineage: Eukaryota; Metazoa; Chordata; Crocodylia; Alligatoridae. The transcript has 36 exons.
GGUUGGCCCCAAUUGCCCACCCGGCUCUGAGCGAUGAGCGAGCAGGAUGACGACAAGUCAGGACUGAGGCUGGAGGCUGCGAUCCAGAAACUGGAGGACACGGUUCUUAACCCAGAGGCCAGCAAGGAGGACAAGACUCUGACUGUGCGCGGAGAGGGGGACCGAGCUGCUCCCACACCAGUCCCAGCCAGGAUCCGGCAGAUCAUCACACAGAGCCUGGCAGAAGAAUCAUCCCAAGCUGCAUGGGAGACAACCUCAUUGGCCAACAUGCAAGAAGAAAACCGACUGCUGCAGAGGGAGCUCUCCCGCCUUGAAGACCUGCUGGCGCAUACACGGGCAGAGAGGGAUGAGCUGGCAAGCAAGCACCAUGCUGUCAGUGAACGGCUGGAGAGGGCACUGCACGUGGAAGCAGCCCAGCGUGAGGGGGAUGGCAGCCCCGCACUUGCAGAGCUGAGGCGGAAAUUUGAGAAUGAUGAGAAGGCCUACAGGCGCAAGCUGCAGGCCUACCAGGACGGGCAGCAGCGCCAGGCCCAGCUGGUCCAGAAGCUGCAAAACAAGGUUCUUCAGUACAAGAAAAGAUGCGGGGACCUACAGCAGCAGCUGCUGGAGAAAACAUCUGAAUCUGAGCAUCAAAAACAUCUGACACGGCUGGAGUCUACAACAUCCCUCCUGUGCCACUCAGAGCAUGACUAUAGCACCGACUUGGAGAGCACCCUGACCCGCCUGGAGGAAGAGCAGCAGAGGAGCACCAGCCUCUCCCAGCUGAACACCUUGCUGCGGGAACAGCUGGACCAGAUGAAAUCCUCCAACCAGCGGCUGGCAGGAGAGCUGGAGAGGGCGAUGGCAGAUGUGCACUGGCUGAAAGGCGAGCUGGAGCGGAAGGAGUCCCAGUGGUGCCACAGCAGAGAGAGCUACGGCACAUACCUGAGCCAUGAGCACAGCGGAAUCCUCCUACUCUGGCGCCAGGCAGCCACAUUGCGCAGCAAUUUUGCAGAGCUGCAGACGACGGCAGAGAGAGGCCUGACUGAGGCCAAGAUGGACAUGGCAAGGACUGCACGCCGCCUCCAGACUGCCUGCCUGAACCUGGACUCAAAUCUGCGCCUGUCUGAGAACAGUGCUGCCUGCUCACUGGAGAAACAGGCAUUGCAGGGGGCACGGCUGGAGCAGCAGCUCCGGGAGAAGGUCCGGGAGAUGAUCCAGCUCCAGAGCCGCUGGGAUGGAGAAAAAGUAGAGCUGAACUCCAGGAUAACAGAGCUGAGUGUUUUGGCAGAGGAACUUAAAGACAAGAAUGCAAAGAAAGAGAAGACCAUCUCUGCCCUAAAAUUGGAUAUUCAGAAACUGGAAGCUGCUAAAACUGGAGACCUGCUGGAGGUGAAGGACCUGAAAGGCGAAAGUGAAUCGCUUCAACGAAUCUUGAACAGCAUCACUCAGCUGGCUCUGGCUGAUGCAGAGAGUGCAGGACCCCUCUCACCGGGCAGCUUAAGGGUAAUGGUCGAAGAAGACCUUGGCAGACCACGCUCCCCUUUGCACUCCAGCUCCCCACAUCGCCGGCGGGUAUCGCCAUCCCAUGUGUCCUCCCCAUUGCGCCAGGACACAGUCCUGCAGGCCGUGCAGGGUGCCCUUCAGAAGCGGCAGCAGCGUGAGCAGGAGCUGCGUUUACAGCUGGAGUCUGCCCGGGACAUGCUAGGGGCUGUCAGGAAGCAGCUGUUCGACUGCCAACAAGAGGCACAGGUGGCAGAGCAACGACUGCAGGAGCAGAGGCAGGAGCAGGAGGAGCUGACAGGAGCCCUAGAAGACUGCAGAAGGGAUCUGCAGCACUACAAAGCCUCUGCAGAGAUUCUUGGCAGGAAGAAGGAGACCUUGGAGAUGACAGUUGGAGGUCUGAGUGAGCAGGUGGACUCCUCCUGGCUGGAAGUGGAGAAGCUGAAGACAGUGAAUGUGGAACUGCAGAGGCAGCGAAACAUCAUGGAGGAGCAGAAGGAGGAUCUGGCCAAGGAACGGGAGCGAUCAAGGAAGGAACUGGAGCGAGGGCAAAGAUCUUUAGAACAGCUAGAGGAGAAGACCUCAGCCUUGAAGAAGGAAUUGGUGAUGGUAAAGGAAUCCUUGAACCAGGCCACACUGGAGAAGGAAGUGCUGGAGAGUGAAAAGGAAGGCUUAAGCAGUGCACUCUCUAAAGCAGAGACCAAUUGUGCAGAGCUGGAGCUGGCUCUCAACAAGAUGAAGUCGGAAAAUUCUGACCUGAAGGACUCACUGGGCAAGACAGCAGCCCUCAUGGAAGGUCUGGCCCAGGACAAGAUCAGCCUCAACCGCACAAUUCUGCAGCUGGAAGAAGAGAAGAGUGCACUGCUGGACUGGAGGCAGGAGCUGGAGCAGGAGCGAUCCAGUUUGCGAGAGCAGCUGGCACAGCAGGAACAGGAGAUGGCACACACAAGUGUGGCAAGGAGGGGGCUGGAGCAGAGCUUCCAGGUAGCGGAGGAGAGAUGGGCGCGGCUGGAGGACAAAGUGGCAGUGCUGCACAGGGACAAGGCCCAGCUGCGGGAGCACCUGCUGCAGGUCAGCAGCCAGAAGCAGGAUCUGGGAGAGCAGCUGGCCCAGAGCCGCCAGGAGACAGAGGCGCAGGCUAAUGCCCUGCUCCGUGCCCUUCAGGAGAAGGAGGAGCUCACCAAGGAGAAGGGCCAGCUGGCUGUGGAGCUCACGGUGCUGGAGCGCCAGAGGAAGGGCCUUCUGGAGGAGGCAGACACACUCAGAGCUGAGAAGGAUGAGCUGGAAAACAGUCUUUUUGAAAUGCAAGAGCUCGCAGCACAGCUGGAGGCCCAAAAGGAGCUGCUGGAAGUGGAGAAGCAAAGCACAACUGAAGCCAAGCAGGCUCUCCAAGUGGAGGUGGAAAAGGCACGGCAUGAGCUGGAGCUUCAGGAGACCAGGCUGAAGCAAGAUGUGGAGUCUCUAAAGCAGCAGCUGGCCCAGAUGGAGGUGGAGACCCAGCGGUCCCUUCAGAAUCAGAAGCUGGCCCAUGAGGAGAACUUGGGGCGUCUGAAGCAGGAGAAGGAGAGCCUAUGCCUGGCACUGAGGGAGGAGAAAGAGGAGGCCAUGAACCACCUGCAGCAGGAAAAGCAGAAAUUGGUAUCAAAGUAUGAGGAAGAGAAAGAGGAGCUGACUGAGGAGUUGCUGAGUUUGCAGCAGGAACGGGAUGAAAGCCUCCUUCUUCUGGAGAAUGACAAGCAGAAGGCUUUGUCCCUGAAGGAAGCGGAGAAGAAUCUCCUAUCAGAAAAACUUAGUGAGGUCCAGCGGGAGCUUGCAAACACCAAGAUGGAGAUCGACCGGGUCAAGCUGGAGGCUCUGAACCGCCAAGAGCAGGAUAAGAACACAGUAGCCAGCAUCACGAAUGAGCUGCAGACCUUCCAGACCCAGUUUGAAGAUGCAGUGGCUGCCCACCAGAAGGAGACCAAGAGCUUGAACGAGCGCAUCAAGGAGCUGGCAAAGGAAAAGGAUGCUGUGGUCAGAGAGGCAGACCAGCUUCAGACACAGCUGCAGCUGGUGGAGGAUGCCCGCAGUGGGGUGCGCCAGGAGCUGAUCGAGAUGCACCGCCAGCUGCGGGAGGGUGAGGAGGCCCGUGAGCGUCAGCGCCAGGAGAUGCUGGGCAUCCGCAGGGCCAUGGGGGACGAGACCAGGGAGAAGGAAGCACUGCAGAAAUCCAACACUGAGCUCCGGGCUGUUAUAAAGAAGACGGAAAGUGAAAGGAUUAGCUUUAAGAGAGCCAAAGAGGAGAAGGAGCAGAAGAUUGCCAUCCUGGAGGAAGCAAAGGCUUCGUCUCAGCAAGAGGUGGGAGAGCUGAGAGCAAACCUGUGCGAGGUGGAGAAGGCACGGAUGGUGGCCUGGCGGGAGCUGCAGGAACUGCGCAGGCAGGUGAAGACUCUGGGGAGUGAGAAUAGCAAGAAGAGCAAAGAGGUGAGCGAACUGCAGGCCCGGAUCCUGCAGGAGGAGCAGCGUGAACAGCUGAGCCGCUGGGAGACCCUGGAGCUGAAGCAGAGGAUCACAGAGCUGGAGACCAGCCAGGACCACGCACGCAAGGAGGUGCUGAGCCUGCAGAGGAAACUGACUGAGGUGGAAGCAGAAACCAGAGCCACAGAAAAGGAGCUGGUUGACAGCCUGGCGGAGAGUCACAGCAAUGAGAAGAAGCUCCGGGAUGAGCUCCACACCCUGGAGAUGAAGAUGCAGCAAGCCAGUGUGGUGGGUGAGGGCCUCCAGCUGCACCUCAGCACUGCCGAGGGGCGCCUGCAUGGCUUGGAAGCAGAGCUGGCCAAGGCAGAGGCUGCCAGAAGAGAGGCAGAGUCCAAGCUGGGGGCACUGCACUCAGCUCUACGCCGGACCCUGGGACUGGGCAGGAGGAGCCCCUCUCCACAGAGACCCUGCUCCCCUUCCAAAGCACCUGAUGGGCAAGGGACUCCCGCACCAGCUCUCCCGAGAGGCACUCCAGGCUCCCGCACCAGCUCUCCAGAGAGGAGCUGUUCGCACUCCCCCUUCAGGUGGACCUCGCCUUCCAGAGUGAGUGUGAGUGAGAUUGACCCUGAAGUUGUCCGGGACACCUUAAGAGGUUUCCUACAGGAGCUACGGGACACUCAAAGAGAAAGGGAUGACUUAAGGAUCCAGCUGAUGAACAUGAGCCAUCAGCUGAAUGAAAUAGAGAGUGACCGGGACCGGACCAGUAGUCGCAUCCUGCAACUGCAGAGGUUGCUAGCAGACUCAGAAGAAGGGAAGCGAGGCACUGACGAACGCCUGAGCAGCACACAGACAGCCCUGAUUCUGCAGGAAGAGACUGUCCGGAGGACAGAGAGGGAGAGCCAAGCCUUGGCAGAGCGGAUAGCCACUUUGGAGUGCAGCUUGCAUGCCUGUCAGGAAAAGAACAGGGAGCUUCAGGAGAAAGCUUCUGAGCUGAAAGCCAAGGAGGCCAAGCUGGAGACAGACAAGUGGAAGCUGAAGAAGGUCCUAGAGGCUGCCGAGAACAGGGCCAGCAAACUGGAGCUGAGCCGUCGCGCUGUGGAAGGGGAGCUACAGCGUGCCCAGCUCAGCCUGACAGACCGGGAUACCGAGAUCCAGUCCCUGCAGGAGCAGGUCCAGGUCCUUCGCUGCCAGCUGGGGGACAGUGAGAGCAAAGCAGCCCAGCUACAACGGGAGCUAGGUCGCCUGGACUUCUCGCGAGCCAGGACAGAGGACAUGGAGAGCCACCUCAAGGACAAGGUGCAGAGCCUUUCCCAGGCCCUGACAGAUGCCUCUGCGGGAUCCUCAGUCCUUCAAGAGAAUGUUUCUCAGCUGCAGAAGGCUCUGACAGCAGCAGAGCAGGACCGCCGGGUGCUUCAGGAACGCUUGGACUCCAUGCGGCAGGCCCUGGCAGACAGCAAAAGACAGAACCACAGCCUGACAGAUACUGUGCACAUGCUGCAGGACCAGCUGGGAGAGCUGGAACUGAGGUGCAGAGAGCUGGAUGCCCAGGUCGAGCACCUCCAGGAGAUAGUUCAUCGCCAUCAGCAGAGUGAACAGGAGGCUGCAGUAUCACUGCAGGACAUGCAGGAUGAGAAUAGCAUUCUCCAGGAGAGGCUGACAAUGUUGCAGAGAACCACAGUCCACUUAGAAAAAGAGAACAAGGAGAUGGAGCGAUCGGCGUUCCAGCUGGAGAAAGAUAACUCUGUUCUGAAGAAGACCCUAGACAAGGCAGAACACAAGAAAUUCAAGAGAGAAGAUGAUGCUGUGCGACUCAGUUCAGAGAAGGGGCAGCUGGACCAGUCUCUGAGCAGCCUGCAGCAAGAAGUGGAGGACACUCUGAGACAGAACCAGCAGUUGCAGGCCCAGAUCACAGAGCUGGAGCAGGCACAUGCCCAGCGCCUGAUGGAGCUGACUUCACGGCAUCGGCUGGAUCUGAAUCUGGAGGCAGAGAGGCUGCGCAGCACUCAGGUGCAGGCUGAACGGACACUGGAAUCCCGAGAGAGAGCACAUGUGCAGCGAGUCAAGGCCUUAGAGGAGCAGGUGAACUUGUUGAAAGAGCAGCUGGACCAAGAAGUGCGGAAGAGACAAUCCUACAUCACUCAGGUGCUCCGGACAGGGAAAUGAUUUCAAAAUAACCUUUUCGCCCUUGCCCCUACCUUGGUAUGACAGCAUGGAGAGCCAGCUUUCAACAGCAAUGCUGCAGCCUAACAGACUGGACUCAUAUGCCUCCUCCUUCUCCAGGAUACUCAACAGAGCCAUAGUCAAAAAUGCCAUAAUCCUGAGACACUGGUGCUGGGAGAAUUUUUGAGGGGAACCCACAUGGUGCUAGCGGAUGGAGCAAUCAGGACCACAGGCAUCAGAGAGCCAAAAGGAAGCUCUGGGGCAAGGACAGCUGUUCUCUCAGUGAUAACUGAAUCCCAGGGCACUGAUGCAGCUUAACCAAUUAAUUUAGGCCAUUUGGCAAUGAGGGACUGCUUUGUUGUUAGAGUUACCAAGGAGUUUAUCAUCAAGGUGCUAGGGGAUUUCUGUAGAUAUUUGUCCUAGACAUACUAAUGGCUGGUUCAUGGGUCUCUGUGCUGUCUCACACCUGUUCUUUAAAAGGCUGUGCUUCCCAAACAGUUGGGGGGCCCUCUCUCAGGACUGGUUUGGAGUGUUCCUGUUUGGUCCUCAGCCAGUACUCUCUGAGAUAUUCUUCUUUCUUAAUGGUGAAGAAUCAACAUGUCUUAUCUCCAUGGCAUCUCUCUUUGUGUCAUGCUCCAGAUGGAUUCAUGCAUCUCGAGGAACUGGCUCUUCAGUAAACAUGGGGGCAGGGGCAUAUUUCCAGUAACAUUAAUCAAAAGCACACUGUGUGCUAGCACAGCAUGCAGCCACGCCUGGGGAUUGGUAGAGCCCUCCAUUCCCUUUAUGAACCACAAGCCUUUUUCACGGUGGCAGGUGGCUGGGAUUAGCUCAAAGCCAAGUUGUCUUGUGACUCGCUGGCCCUGAGACGCGUGAAAGUGUACAAUCAAGUGUUCCACCCACUCGCACAGCCGGCAGUCUCCAAGAAAAUCCCGAUAGGAAUCAAACUGUGGUUUCCACAAUGAUAAAGGCAGCCAUCUUGGAAAUGCUUCAGACUUCACCUGUUAGCAUUAUUACACAUUUUUCCCCAUUAAUGUUUGUUGGGGAAAUAAGUAGUUAUUUUUCCCACAAUCCUUUGUUUAUUUGAACAACAUAUUUCAAAUGAUAAGAAGAGAGGAUGCGUGCGAAGGAAAUCGAUAAUGGCAUUUUCAAUUGUUUACAUUUACUUUUUUAACCAUAUUUGAUAUGUAAAAAUCAGUUUGUUUCUUUUACAUGUUACAGGGAAAUCUUUUUGUCCUUCAACCUUCCUCCCCUCAAGGCUGCCUGGGUUCAUGCAGCAAGGGCAUACAGAGCUUGAAUGUAUUCUCAAACUGCUGUAGUUCCACUGAAGUUUUAUGGCAUUUCUCCUGCCUUACACCACUGCAAAUCAGAACUAGUUCUAACCAAGACAGAGACUAGUGAGGACUCAAUCCUGUCAGAUCCUGUCCACCUUCCAUUCCUGUGGGAGUCUACAGGAGCUGAGGGUGUCUCUGCCUCUGGCAGGAGGUACAUAGAUUCUCACACAAUUGAGUUCUAAGAAAAAUGUGGCCAGAACUUCAGCUGGUGCAAAUCGACACUGAAUCAUUGGCUUCACUGAAGCAACACUGAUUUAUGCUGAAUAAGGAUCUAGCCCACUGACUUCACUGGAGCUACCCCAAUUAACACCAGCUGGAGAUCUCGCCUGCUGGAUCUGAUUUUCUUUUCUCACUGUUGUUAAUCACUCCAGUGAGGCCAAUUCUGUGACCUGGCUUAAUUGAUACUCCAGCUCUUUUUUUCCAUGCCCCAUCCAAUGUGCUGUUUACUCUUCACUGGCCUAACUCAUGGGGCACCAGGAGAGAUUGUGAGGCAUUAAACACCAUAUAUGUUGGGAUGGCAGGAAUAACAAAGCUCAUAUUCCAUCACUGGUCCAUUUCAGAACUGGACCCUUUGGACUUGGACAACCAUGUGGGCAAGGGUAUUCUCUGAGAAGGCCAGAGAAUACCCUCGCAUUGAGGGCAAUGUUGGGUCCCAGUAAGCAAAACUUUCCAUGCUGGUAUUCAUAUAAUCCUGUUGCUGUAAAUCCUAACUGAGUCCUGCUGUUGUUUUCUCCUCAGUUUCAAUCUUUACAUAAUAUGUUCCUUGGCCUAUUUUCAGUAUUAAAAAAGUACCUUGCAAUAAUUACA